GGCCCAAUCCUGCUCCUCCGCCCUCAUCCCCCUCAUCCGCUACCGCUCAAUUCAAAAUGAAGAUUUUAGCUAUCCUCUACAAGGGCGGUGACGCCGCUCAAGAAGAGCCUCGUCUCUUGGGUACGAUUGAGAACCAGCUUGGCAUACGCCCGUGGCUUGAGUCUCUCGGUCACGAGCUAGUCGUCAGUGACGAUAAGGAGGGCCCCGACAGCGUUUUCCAGAAGAACAUUGUCGAUGCUGAGGUUCUGAUCACCACUCCUUUCCACCCUGGCUACUUGACCCGUGACCUGGUCGACAAGGCCAAGAACCUCAAGAUCUGUAUCACCGCUGGUGUCGGAUCUGACCAUGUCGACCUCAACGCUUGCGUCGAGCGCAAGAUUCAGGUGCUCGAGGUAUCCGGCUCAAAUGUUGUCUCCGUCGCAGAGCACGUCGUCAUGAGCAUCCUCCUGCUCGUCCGUAACUUUGUCCCCGCCCACGAGAUGAUCGAGCGCGGCGACUGGGCCGUGUCUGACAUCGCCCGCAAUGCAUUCGAUCUCGAGGGCAAGGUCGUCGGCACCAUUGGCUGUGGUCGCAUCGGCUACCGUGUGCUCCAGCGUCUCAUGCCCUUCGACUGUAAGGAGCUUUUGUACUUUGACUACGCUGAUCUCCCUGAGCAAGCUGCCAAGGCGAUCAAGGCUCGCCGUGUUGCGGACCUGAAAGAGAUGGUGGCGCAAUGCGACAUUGUCACUGUCAACGCCCCUCUUCACGAGGGUACCCGUGGACUCGUCAACGCUGAACUACUCAAGCACUUCAAGAAGGGUGCUUGGCUCGUCAACACCGCCCGUGGUGCGAUUUGCGACAAGGAUGCCGUGGCUGCAGCGCUCGCGAGCGGUCAGCUUACCGGCUAUGCUGGUGAUGUAUGGAAUGUCCAGCCCGCACCCCGCGACCACGCCUGGCGCACAAUGAAGAAUCCCCUUGGUGGCGGAAACGGCAUGGUUCCGCACUACUCCGGCACCACACUUGACGCGCAGGCUCGCUACGCGAACGGCACUCGCCAGAUCCUCGAGAACUAUCUCACUGGCAAGCCACAGGAGCCGCAGAACGUUAUCGUCGGCAUCGGGAAGUACGAAUCGAAAGCAUACGGCCAGCGCUAGGUGCCGCGUAGUGGGUUUGAGGCAAGGGAUGUACAAUACUGUAUGUAGAAUAUGUUUGAUAUCGACAUGAAGGAUCACCCGUCUGUA
Postia placenta MAD-698-R-SB12 is the source of this 1220-nucleotide messenger RNA. RefSeq lists its product as hypothetical. The transcript has 8 exons. The coding region runs from base 57 to 1133 and encodes 358 amino acids. Lineage: Eukaryota; Fungi; Basidiomycota; Agaricomycetes; Polyporales; Adustoporiaceae. The record is from RefSeq and is a predicted model, not a curated record. Gene Ontology annotation, cellular component: cytosol. Gene Ontology annotation, molecular function: oxidoreductase activity, acting on the CH-OH group of donors, NAD or NADP as acceptor; NAD binding; formate dehydrogenase (NAD+) activity.